Messenger RNA from Pogonomyrmex barbatus (red harvester ant), 556 nucleotides. RefSeq lists its product as uncharacterized. Lineage: Eukaryota; Metazoa; Arthropoda; Insecta; Hymenoptera; Formicidae. The record is from RefSeq and is a predicted model, not a curated record.
CAGUUUGCUCGAUACGAUUUUCCGAAGAUGGCAAAGUUCGCGAUCGUCACGAUUGUCCUGUUGGCGAGCACCGCCUCGCAAUCCCAAAGGAUAAUUAGAGAAACACCGACACCAUCGACAGAUGAGAAUGCUGUGGCUAUCAGGGACAUCCUACAGAAAAUUUCGAGCGGGGACUCAAAUGUAAAGGAUGACGAAAAACUCGUCGAGCUCAUUAAGGGGGAGAUUGUUCGGACCGCGGAGGAGAUUAAAACGCCCACAGGAUCGAUCGAGGCGGCCGCUAAAAAAGCACAGAUGUUAGUGUCCGAAUUGACCUCGGCGUACACGAGCGCUAUCUACAAAUCCAAAUCUCCAGAGGAAGGUCGAGAGAAUUUUGCGCGUUUCCAGAUCACCGUCCAGGCGAUCGUCGAAUUCAUCAAAAACGGCCAGUUUCUAGCGUAGAAACCUGAAACGCCUCGUUUCCAACCCGGGCGUAUUUAUACGCCGUUGCACAUGUCUAUUUAUCACCAAUGUCACAGAUGUAUCAUAGAGAAUCGAUAAAUAUAAUUGUGAGUUAAUC